CUCAGUCGUUUCGAUUACGUUGCAAUGUUUUCCGAAGACGUAAGUAUUACACUGCGCUGCACCUGCUAAAGCAGCGGCUGCGUAUAUUCUGAAUUCACGUUAAACAGUAGCGCAUCAAUUAAGUUGGUCGAGGUUGUUUUCGGUAAAAGACAGCCAGGCUGUCUGCCUCAGCUAUCAAUCAAAUGUCGACGGAGGAUCUGUCCACUUCCGACAGCGAAGCUGCCUUCGCCGGAGCUGGGGAGCGCUGGGCGCCGGUGGGAGCCGUGGCCAACCCGGAGGAUGAGCAGUGGAAGCGGGGCACGCAGGCUGGCUCUGCGCCGUCCAGCGAUACAGACAUGGUAUCUAGAUUGAGAAAGCUGGAGGAUGAGCAGGAGCAGCUGAACUCAUCGCUCCUCGCGUUGACGUCUCACUUCGCUCAAGUGCAGUUUCGGCUGAAACAGAUCGUCCACGCGCAGAGCGACGAGAAAGAGAGGAUGCUGUUGGAGCUGGAGGAGUUUGCCUUCAAAGGCUGCCCUCAUGUCAUAGGCUGCAGGGCACAGGAUGCUCAGAUGCUGGAAAACUCUGAUGAAUUGAGUGAAAGAGAGAAAAGGGAACGCUUGGAAGCUCAGAGAAAGAAGCAGAAGGAGCUGAUUUUCCAGCUGAAGACUCAACUCGAUGACCUGGAGCGCUUUGCCUACCAGGAGGGCAGCUAUGACUCACUGCCUCAGUCUGUGGUCAUGGAGAGACAGAGGGUGAUCAUUGAUGAGCUGAUUAAGAAGCUGGACGUGAACCUGAAUGAAGACAUCGGGAACCUCACUCCAGAGGAGCUCCGACAGAGAGUGGACGCUGCUAUAGCUCAGAUAGUCAACCCGGCUCGAGUCAAGGAGCAGCUGGUUGAGCAGCUAAAGACCCAAAUCAGAGACCUGGAGAUGUUCAUUAACUUCAUACAGGACGAAGUGGGAAACCCUCUGUUAAAUGAUGGUGUGAAGAGCCAACAGGCUCGUGCUCCCGGACCAAACACUGGAGCCACUGGAGGAAUGAAGCGAGUGGAUCCCGAACAGGCCCAGAGGAUGCGGGAAACCGGGCUUCAGCUGAUCCAGAGAGCCUUAGCGGUGCUGCAGAUCUUUGCUCUGAGUCAGUUCGGGUGCGCCGCGGGUCACGUGCCCCAGAGCGUGUGGUCUCAGGGCGGCGAGGCGCAGGAUUACGGCCCCCUGCUGCAGAAACUGGAAGCAGCCGUGGAGCGCGUACGUCUGCAAGCAUCCCGCCAGCAGCCCAGCUCUCAGGACGAACACGUGGUCAGCUACUCCGCCUGCCUGACACCCGAAGGGCCUCGAGAUGAACUCACCGCUUCUGUGCGUAAAGAUCUGGCCCUGGCGCUCCGGGACCUUCUCGCCCACGGACUGUACUCUCCUUCUCAAGGCAUGAGCCUGGUCCUCGCCCCCAUUUCCUGCCUGCUGCCCUUCAGCGCUUCUCCCCAGACCCUGCAUCCCUGGGAACUUUUCAUCAAGUACUAUCAUUCCAAAAAUGGCCAGGCGUUCGUGGAGUCGCCCGCCCGCCAGCUCUCUCAGUCCUUCAGUUUACCCGUGGGGGGCGGUCCUGUGACUGUCACGCCCAAGCAGUCUCUGUUAUGGGCCAUCCACACGGUUCUCAAAGAGCAUGGGCGAUUUAAGCGCAGCGCGGACUCUGAGUUUAAGGCCUUAGUGUGCAUGGCGCUCAAUGAGCAGAGGCUUGUGUCCUGGCUCAACCUGCUGUGCAAGUCUGGGACGCUCAUACACUCUCACUACCAGCCCUGGAGCUACAUGGCCCAGACGGGCUUCGAAGGUGCCCUUCGUAUCUUGGGCCGUCUCAGCCAUCUCAAAUUCAGCCUUCCUGUAGAUUUGGCUGUCAGACAGCUUAAAAAUAUCAAAGAUGCUUUCUAAGCUAAAGAAGUAGAUGGAAAUUUUGACGGAUUUUUGAUCUCCCAGCCUUCGUAAUCUUAAAAAAAAUAACACUAAUAUAAAAAAACACCAACAUUACACAUGACACAAAAUGAAAUUUAAAAGAUGCUCCCUGAUCAACAGGUACACUGGAAUUAAAUAUUUGGAAAAGAAGCAACUCGUGCACUUUCUUGAGACUGUUGAGUCUAAUGCCUCUUGUCUCUAAACUGAAGAUGAUGAUGAGUCAAGGCAGGUUUUAAUAUGCUGCAUUGGUCACAACUUAAAGGAAAUAUGCUCAGUUUAGUGACCCUGAGCUUGUAACUGCCUCCACAUAACCUUUGAGGCGAAUUGUUAUGUUAAGCUUUUACCAAAAUCAACCACUACAUAGAAGAAUGAGUUAUUACUUGAAAUCUUUUCAAGGGCCAUUGCAUAUGUUUGAGAUACACUACAGUAUCUAUAUUACAUAUAUAUAUACACACACACACACACACACACACACAGAGUUUAAAAAUAGUGACUAGUGACAAUGCUUUAAUUACACUCUUUUUGUUAUAAAUGUAUGUAGCCAAAUACACUCAUUUUCUGAGCUUGUACUACAUUAUUGUACAGUGGUUCGCAGACAAAUCACAAGACGUUUUGAUUUAAGCUUGCGUUUCAUUUCCAUUAAUAAGGGUAGCUGCAUUUCAAACAGUGGCAUAGCGAGUAUCUUUGGUUUAUUGCUGCUCUGUGUUGGUAUCGCUUUCUGAGGAGACCAUGCAUGCUGGUGAGACCUCACUUAGGUCAAGCAACACACUCAGGUCAUUCUGAACAAACACGGAGAUGUACAUUGGUGUUUGUAAAUCAUCUGAAAACCACUGCUCUCCCUAACUUCCUUUCCACAGCCUGGUGACACUUUAAAACUGAUUGUAGAACACCGCAUCUUGUGUUUGCGCUGCCCGCUCGCUGCUGCCGCCGGAGGAAAUGCACAGCAAGUGAACUGAAUGAAGUAGAGGUCAUUGAGCACAUUUGCUGAAUACGAGUCUGAUAUGCUGUGCAUUGUCACUGACUGAAUUAUUUAUGGCCUGUUAUGCUGUGCCAGCAUUCAGAGGCUCUGCUUGAAUACCUGCUGUUUCCGUGUCUUGUCAAUCCUUGUUUACUGCUCUGAAAUAUUGAAUGUACAAUCCUUGGAAUUAUAUCCUGCUACUGUAACUGAUCUGAUUCCAGAUUCCUUAAACCACUCUGAAUAUUGAUUUACUGAAAGUAAGAAGGGACUGUUCGUUACCCCACAUCGUGGCAAUGGAUUUUAUAUUGGGCGUAUUUCUCUGCACCAUUACAAUAUAGAGGAAUGGUUGUAAUGCAUUUAUUAGGGCGGUUCAAUUAGCCCUUAUUUAAUGUAGUAUUUUUCCCCUCCUGCUUUGCCUUUUUUUAUAGUGAUAUAUCAACCUGAAUACAUGCUUGGCCUAUUUUGAUGUCCAUUCGUUUGUUUUGUCCUUACAUAUCUAUUUAAGAAAUUGUCGUCUUUGUACCUCUUCUUAGAAAGAAAUAGAUUUUCAAUUAUUUCAAUAUUGAUUUCAAAUCAGUGUCAAUUACAUUCCCUUUUAUAAAAUUUGUGCCAUCAUUUUUGAAUGUAAUGAUGGUCUCUUUUCAGUGAUUAAAUGUUCUUGAUGCUCAAUGGA
Molecule: messenger RNA, 3550 nt
Organism: Puntigrus tetrazona (Sumatra barb)
Lineage: Eukaryota; Metazoa; Chordata; Actinopteri; Cypriniformes; Cyprinidae
Gene: rundc1
Product: RUN domain containing 1
Exons: 6
Coding region: 183-1898 (571 amino acids)
Source: RefSeq, a predicted model, not a curated record